Penicillium pulvis is the source of this 372-nucleotide messenger RNA. RefSeq names its product protein lcl2 (gene lcl2). The transcript is spliced from 2 exons. The coding region runs from base 1 to 372 and encodes 123 amino acids. The record is from RefSeq and is a predicted model, not a curated record. NCBI's taxonomy places the organism in Eukaryota, Fungi, Ascomycota, Eurotiomycetes, Eurotiales, Aspergillaceae.
AUGCUGCGAUCUGUUUUCCAGACUGUGUGGGCUAUUUUCAUGCUGGUCGCCGUUGCCCAGGCCCAGUUCAACUUCUUCGACCAUAUGUUUGGGGGCAACCAACAACAGCAAGGACACCACCAGGGCGCUCAGGAUGUCUCCAGCGACAGCAGUCGGUACCAGAACUCAUGGAACCAAGCUCAAUGCAGCAAAUAUCUAUGCCCUGAUACGCUCGCCUGUGUUAGCGUCCCACACCAUUGCCCAUGCCCACACCCCAAUGUCGAAGAAAAGGUCGAGCUAGGAGAAGGCAGUGCAAUCUGCGUGUCGAAGGGUGGAUUCAAAGCGGGCGAGGCUGCGCGGAAGAUCGAAUUGGCUCGCAAGGGAUUGCUGUGA